CAGUGAUGCUAUUGAUCGAGCUGAAGACAUAAUUUUAAUAAAUAUAAUCAAAAAGAAAUCAUAUAAUGUAUAGAAUGAGAAGGUCUAUAGGAGCGUUGUCUUGCCUCGUCGCAAUAGUUUAUUGUUUUGUGAAAAUAAAAGCACAAAAUAUAGAAACAAGAGCACACCAUUCUCUUUCUCCGGUAAAAUCAGAUUUAUCUGUGAUUCAUUUCGGAGCUUCAGUAGUGGUUAAAAAGACUGCGUCGAAUUCUCAAGCGUUUGUUGGCGCACCGUUGGACGAGAGAAAAAAUGGAUCUUUGUAUAAAUGUACAUUUGAUGGGAGAACUAGCGGAAGUAGUCUGUGCAUUAGGGAGACUGCGUUCGAUAAAACUGGGGCAAUGGGAAUUUCUAUUAGCAUGAACACCGAUGAUGAAAAUAUAUACGUAUGCGGAAAUCAACACGUCAUCAACUGUCCAAAAUCUCAGCUACAAAACCGAAUGAUUGGAGCGUGUUAUAAAAAAUCGACAACCACAUCGGCAGUUACUUUGCUUAAGUCCCCUUGCACGACUGCCUGUCCCACGGAAGGAUUAACUGCCGACAUCAUUUUCGUGGUGGACGAAUCGGGAAGUGUGGACGUAGACGAAUAUCGGGAUUCAUUAAACUGGAUGAAACAAGUUAUUUCAUCGUUUAGGUCUUAUAUCGAUAAAGGUGACGUUCACGUUGGUGUCAUUGGCUUCAGCAGGCUGAACAAUAUUGACACAAAAGUCCGGAUCCGGUUACAAGCGUGGUCAUAUACCUCGCUUACAAGCCAAAUUAACAAUAUGGUUAAUGUGAGAUCGCUGAAUGGAUUGACGUACAUUGGAUACGCGAUAAACUUGACAAUUACUGAGUUUGACGACCACGGCCGCGAAUCUGUUCCGAAAGAAAUGAUUUUGCUUACAGAUGGUGCUGCCACCAAGCCUGAAAACGUUAAACCUGCUGCCGAAAGGGCCAGGGCCAAUGGAAUUGUAACAGUUUCAGUGGGGGUCGGGAGUCGUGUAGACGAAACACAACUUCUGACAAUUGCCGGGAACGCUUCUCGUGUGUUUAAAGCAACUAACUACGACAACCUGGAUAGCGUUGUAGAAGGAGUUAAAUCUACUAUACAAGAUACAGCAUCGGUUAAAUUAGAAGGUGACAUUACGAAUACCACCAAUGAGCUUGCUGAAUGCCAACUUGGAAUUUCAUCUCAUGUUACAAAGAACAACAAUAUGUACGUUGGUGCGGUUGGUUCGUAUGAUAGAGCAGGAGCUGUGGUCGAUUACAGCGCGGUUGCAGGAAGCGUAUCGACGCAAUAUAGAAGCGUGUUGAACAUUACACAAUACGCCAAUAUAGCAUCUGCAAGCGGAAUAAGUGCCAAUCUAUCAGACACAUAUCUCGGUUACUCUGUUACGAGCGGGAACUUUUUUGGAGGAAAUGGUGAAUAUGUUGCAAGCGGAGCUCCGAGAUACAACUCAAAAGGGAUGGUCGCUGUAUACGAAGCAAACAAUGUAAUGGAGUCGUCGUCCAAGUUUCUUCUUCUGCAUCCGAGUGAGACGUCUGGUUUGUGGCAAUUAGGAGCUUAUUUUGGACAUUCUGUGUGUGCUGUGGACAUCAAUAAAGAUUCUCUCGACGACUUAAUUGUUUCUGCACCGUUAUUCAAUGACGUUGCUACAGGUUAUGACCAAGGACGAGUUUUCGUUUACAUCAACGAUCCGAAAGACACCAAGUUACAGAAAUGGGUAUCUGCGUCAUACCACCCACAAAUGCUCAGUGGAUCAAACGCGAAAGGAGCUCGAUUUGGAAUGUCAGUCGCAGUAGUUGGUGACGUAGAUUUAAACGGAUAUGACGACAUAGCAGUGGGAGCACCAUUUGAGGAGAUUUAUUCAACCGGUAGCGGCACUGUUUACAUUUAUUUCGGCUCCAGCGAGGGACUGAUUGAAACACGAAAACAGCGCAUAUUGGGAAAAUCUGUUUCGCCAUCAUUAAAAACAUUCGGCGGGUUUAUUACAUCCGGAGCAGGAUCCAAGAAUGACGUGGAUGGAAACGGAUAUUCUGACGUUAUAAUAUCAUCACCUGCCAGCGAUAACAUCAUUAUCUUAAGGGCUCGACCGAUUGUGAAAGUUCAAACACAAAUCACUUUGAAACCUCCGUCUAUCGACUUAAUCAACUGCCUUAGUAGCUCAGUUGCUCCUUGUACAAGUGCAGCGGUGUGCUUGUCCGCAUUCUACACGGAUAACCGAACUUUAACAGCACCAGCACCUCUUAAUGUUACUAUGAAGUUGGAUUCUUUACUGGGCAACCCAGUUAAUAAAAGGCUCGUGUUCGCUGGGACAACGUCAUCCACCCAUACAAUGGUGUAUAACGUCACUUCGCGAAGUUCAUGCUUCACUUUGCCGGUUCGACUAAACUCAGCAUAUUUUGCAUCGACUUUAUCUACGGGAGAUUUCGGGAUAGCGGCCCGAGUCGAAGCCAGCUAUGAUUAUACGGUGAACCAUAAAAACACGAUCAUGUCAGCAGUCAUUGACCCCUUGUUGCCAAGGGUUACUACAGCAGACUGGACGUUAGAAAAGCAAUGUUCCGAAAUAAAUGGGACGAGAUGCAGUCACGAUUUGAAAAUAGAAACAGUAUUUUCCGUGCCAUCACUCGGAGAACCUUUGAUUCUGCGUUCGAAUCCAGGAAUAAUAUCGAUCAAUGUAACGAUCACCAAUCUUGGUCCCGACCAUUCCUACUUUACAAGGGUUAACGUCGUUGGAAAUCUUGAUCUAAACAAGGUUGUCGGUGCAUGUGUUACCGUAGCUCCAACUAACACACCAAAUGACACAACUGUGAGUUUCAAGUCGGAAAACUCAAUUUUGCAAGGUUUUAUGCUGAAAGGAGAAAAGUGUUCUUUUAUAUUGGAAUACUCGCUACUGUCUUUAACGAAAAGGGCAAUGGUGCAAGAUAUUCUACUAAAAGGAUCCGUGUAUUCCGGCGUCAACGACACAGCUAGCGUUAUAGACCCCAUCAUGCACAACAACCAAUUCGAGUUCCGUAAAAAAGUUUUGUACACGGCCACAAUCGUUCAGACUAGCAACUCGGCGCCGAACGCUAUGUUCUAUAACCGCACCGAUUCCACUACAGCAAGCAUUUAUAACAUCAGUAAUAGUUAUUUAGGAGACUCAAAAUAUGCUGUGUUUCACAACCACUCGGUUUACAAUAGAGGGCCAAACCNNNUUGCAAAAGCUUCUCUUGUGUUUACAUGGCCAAGACAAACCAAGGAAGGGCUACCACUGUUAUAUCUAUACAAUUUCCAAUGCUUACCUUCAACUUUGUGUCAUUGUGAAACGCUGAACAAAGUAAACGAAUACGGACUUGCGAUAAACAACGAAACAGGUUUGAAAAAUAUUUCAAUCGACUUCAAUUCUAACACAACUCUACCGAGUGAAACUACCUGCAAUGACGUGGAAUGCGACUCCAUCAUGUGCAGUGUCGAGCAACUUGGAAAGUUCUCCACAGUUGUGGUGACGUCAUCAUUUAAAGUCUGGUUGCCAACAUUAACACAGAAUAAACUCGUAACAAAACUCUCAAGCAAGACCAGUCUUAAUGUAACGGAUUCUCCCAUCUAUAAUGCAGCAGCAACAACAACAAAGGCAACUACUGUUGUAUCAGAAUACGUUCCACCGGUUCCAGUAUAUGAAAGCGAAAUCAACUUAGGACUUCUCAUAGGAGCAAUAGUUGGUGGAAUUUGUUUGCUUGUUGCUAUCGUUCUUAUCAUGUGGAAGGUAUAUUUAAUCUAAUUUUAUCACCUGUUGUUUGGUCGCUAUAUCCUGUCUUUUCGUUUAAAAUAUUUCUAAAUCUUCGCUACCGUAACCG
Ciona intestinalis (vase tunicate) is the source of this 3852-nucleotide messenger RNA. Lineage: Eukaryota; Metazoa; Chordata; Ascidiacea; Phlebobranchia; Cionidae. The record is from RefSeq and is a predicted model, not a curated record.